UGCAGGCACGAUCAACAGGGAUGUGCUGUGGCCACUGGCCAGUGGGCGCGGGUGACGAGUGACAAGGGCAGCUCGGGCCGACGAAUAAGGCAGGAGUCAUAAGAUAGUUCUAGCUAGAUUGUUAUACCCUAAAUAAUUUCCUUAUAUGCACUCAGAGUACUAGAUGGUUAUUGCAAACAAAAAAAAUUUCCUUAUGGCGGAUUUUCCUUUUCACUGUCUAUAUAUAUAUACCGAGAUCGGCAGACACAGCUAAAGUCAUAUUCAGGUCAGUUUCGUAUUGUCACCAAAAACAAUGGCCUUUCUCAUCUUCUUGUGUUUUUCAUCUUUUCUUCACCUUUCUAUUUCCAUGUCUUCUCCAUCGCCAUUGCCAGUCUUCUCAUCCGCAGCUGGGCAAGAAGUCGUGCAAGAUGCAGUCAGAAGCAUGAACAUGUCGCUGCACCGACGGAUGCUUGGCGACGACGACUGCGGCACUGGCAACACGGUGGACGACUGCUGGCGCUGCGACCCCAGCUGGGCGGACAACCGGCAGCGCCUCGCUGACUGCGCCAUCGGGUUCGGCCGCGACGCCGGCGGCGGCAAGAACGGCAAGACGUACGUGGUGACGGACCCGAGCGACGAUGACCCGGCGGCCCCGGCGCCGGGCACCCUCCGCUACGGCCUCGUCCAGGAGGAGCCCCUGUGGAUCACGUUCGCGCGCGACAUGACCAUCAGGCCCAAGGAGGAGCUGGUGGUGUCCUCGUACAAGACCGUGGACGGCCGCGGCGCCGCCGUGGUCGUCGGGGACGGCGGCGCCUGCUUCGUGCUGCACAACGUGAACCACGUCAUUAUCCACGGGCUCGCCAUUCGCGACUGCAAGCCUGCGCGGUCGUCGUCGUCGUCUGCUAGUGGUGGUUUGUCGGACGGCGACGGCAUCACCAUCCUCAGUUCCACCGACGUGUGGGUCGACCACUGCACGCUUGAGGCCUGCACCGACGGCCUCAUCGAUGUCACGGAAGGCUCCACACGCGUGACCCUGACCAACAACCUCCUGAGGAACCAUGACAAGGCAAUACUUCUCGGCCACAGUGACAAUUUCCCUGAUGACAAGGACAUGAAGGUCACCGUCGCGUAUAACCGUUUCGGGCCAGGUCUUGUUCAAAGAAUGCCAAGGUGUCGGUUCGGGCUGUUUCAUGUCAUCAACAAUGACUACAUAAACUGGCAGCUAUAUGCCAUUGGUGGCAGCGCUUCGCCAACAAUUCUGAGCCAUGGCAAUCGAUUCCUCGCUGACAAGGAAAAAGAGGUGACGAAGCGCGAGGAAGCACCAGAGAGUGAGUGGAGUACCUGGACCUGGAUUUCUGAAGGUGAUAUGAUGCUCAACGGCGCAUUCUUCAGAUCAUCGGGCAGUGCCAGACCAGAUGUCGACACCCCUAGCUUCGCCAAAUCGGUCUCUUCAGUGUCGUUGAUGACUGCCUCGGCAGGGGUUCUGUCAUCAUCCAAAGAGGCAGGGGCGUAUGCGUAUACAGGGGGUGGGCUGGGUGGGGCUCGGCCCACCCUAACGUCUGGCCCAAACACUCUGCUAUCCUUAGGUUUUGUGUUAUAUGUUCUUAUUUAUUACUCGUAGAAAAGUAGCUACCUACGUGAUGAAUUAUAUGCUCGGGCCCCGUUAAUUGUUCAGUCCAGGGGCAUCGAUCGUCUGAUGGAAGAACAGGCAUGCAUUUGACAAUUUUAGUUGUUGGGUGCAGGGCAGGACAUGAUAUCCAUCCUUAUUGGAUAUCAAGUUAUAAUAUGUCUCUGUACGUUUAUUGUUAAUCCUUUCAGAAUUUUUUAUUUUUGCCAUUGCAAUCAUAUGGCUUUGCAAAUUUACCAUCGUUAA
This is a messenger RNA of Panicum virgatum (switchgrass), 1852 nucleotides long. RefSeq names its product pectate lyase-like. The record is from RefSeq and is a predicted model, not a curated record. Lineage: Eukaryota; Viridiplantae; Streptophyta; Magnoliopsida; Poales; Poaceae. The transcript has 4 exons. Gene Ontology annotation, molecular function: pectate lyase activity. The coding region runs from base 293 to 1600 and encodes 435 amino acids.